Chaetomium strumarium is the source of this 2088-nucleotide messenger RNA. RefSeq lists its product as uncharacterized. The transcript has 2 exons. Gene Ontology annotation, molecular function: guanyl-nucleotide exchange factor activity. Gene Ontology annotation, cellular component: Golgi to plasma membrane transport vesicle; cell tip. The record is from RefSeq and is a predicted model, not a curated record. Lineage: Eukaryota; Fungi; Ascomycota; Sordariomycetes; Sordariales; Chaetomiaceae. Gene Ontology annotation, biological process: exocytosis. The annotation marks the transcript as partial.
UUCGUUGCCGUGGCCGGCGGCUGGCCGCACCAGGUCCCAUCUAGUGGCCGGCCGACAUAUGGCCACCACCGGUCGCUAUCCAGCAUCUUAAGAACCGCCUCACCAAAACCCGCGUCUGCGCAUGUCAGAUCGAAUUCGACCGUAGAGCCGUCGAUGACCGCCGACAUCGCACGCUCGCGCCCUUCAACCCCCCAGCCUAAGAGGCUUUUCGUCCCCAGCUCGCUCAACGACGAGAAUGACUUGAGAACAAUUCCCGAUCCUCGGAGCAGGACAAUGAGUCUUGCCGACGGGGAUGCUAUGGUUGGCACGCCGCACCACCCCGAUCUGAAUGAUGAGGUCGCCACCCUGAGCACAAAGCUCAUCAACGCCAUCAACCAUCAGACCGCACUUGACGACAACCUUUCGGCGACGAGGCUAGAGCUGGAGAAGUCUCAAGACAGGAUACGGCAGCUCGAGGCAGUGGUAGAGGAGCAGAGGGAAAUGCUUGCGGGCGAUGUGUGGGUGAGGCGAAAGUCGGUUGAGGAAGAGAAGGCGAGGUUGGUAGCCCUCGCUGCCGAGGAGAAACGAGCUCGCCUCGAUAUGGAGCAGCAAAAGAAGAAAAUCGAGCAGGAACUGGAAAACCUGACCGCUGCCCUUUUCGAAGAAGCGAACAAGAUGGUCAUCUCGGCAAAGGAAGAGGCGCGGGCCGAGCAAGAGGCUCUGCAGCGAAAGAAUGACCAGCUCAGGGCACAGCUUGCCGACACAGAAGGCCUUCUCCGGUCUCAGCAGGAGCAGCUCGCUGAGCUGAAGCAUGUCAUGGAACAGAUGACGGUGGAAAGGGAGGAACAAUCACCACCUACGCUUCCCUCGUCCCCGGGACUGGAGAGCUUCGAUGAUCGGGAAGCUGCAGGCUCUUCGGCUGGAACGCGCCAUGCGAGUCUCUCGGUGCCUGUAUCUCCGUCAUAUCCGACCAGCUUCACCCACCUUCUGCACCCCGUCCUGCGUACCGACCUAGCCGCAUUCAACGAUUUCAGGGAGCUCCUGCGAACGUCAAAGAGGCUCUCCGCACCGCGGCUGCCCUCGGGAUCAUCCGGGUCCGGCCUGGUAUCCUUGGGCAUCGGCCUUGGCUCGAUUGGCUCACAUGUCUCGGCGGCCACGGGCUCGACCACGUCUCUCGCCACAACAGGGACCCCCCCUGCAGCAUCUCCUCAAACGCCACACACGCCAGCCUCGUCCGUCAGCAGUAGUUCGUCGACCGCCACGCCUGUUCCCCUUCCGCACUUGAAGGAGACCAAGUUCUACAAGCGAGUGCUCACCGAGGACAUCGAGCCGACCCUCCGUCUAGACACGGCGCCAGGGCUCUCUUGGCUUGCCCGCCGCAGCGUGUUGACAUCCAUGACGGAGGGUUCCUUGGUCGUCGAGCCGACUCCCUCCACAGCUACCGGCCGAUUCGGCAAGGUGAUCAAGCCCGAGCUCUAUCCCUGCUCCCUCUGCGGCGAGUCGAGGAAAGAGGAGGAACACCUCAGGACGCACCGCUUCCGCAUCAAUGAGUCCGACAAUACUCAGAUCGGGUAUCCGCUCUGUAGUUACUGCCUCGCUCGAGUUCGGUCGACGUGCGAGUUUCUCGGCUUUCUCCGCAUUGUCAAAGACGGCCAUUGGCGGGCGGAAGAUGAGGAUGCCGAGAAGGCGGCGUGGGAAGAGAGCGUCCGGCUGCGCGAGCAGAUGUUUUGGAGCCGCAUCGGCGGCGGGGUUGUGCCUGCGGGCCACACCCGCCACCAGUCGAGCUCUAGUGUGGACGCCGGCCUGCGCACCGAGAAGACUGCGAGGCCGAGCCAUGAGAGCACGCGCGGGCCAGCCGAGCCCGCGAAGCAGUUUCUGGAGCUGCCCGAGACACCGGAGCACAACGAAUCUGAAGAGACACAGCCUUCCCAAGAUGCGCAACCCUCCCAAGAGGCUUCUGGACCGGCGCAGCAACCAGCUAGCGAAGGCGGGGAUGGAGCACCUCCUUUCGCGGACGCAUCGGACGGCGAGAAUGAGAAACAGCCUACUGUUGAAGGCGGGGAUCAACUACAGCUGCCACUGGCGGCACCUGUCACCAUGGCCAUUUGA